AUGCAACGCUUCACACACGAGAAAAACGAGACGGGGGAGAAAAAAGAGGAGGUCGCUUUCAUUUACGACCACGGCAGCCACACCGGAAACGGUGAAAGACAUGCUAUUACAUGGCUCAGGAGCAAUGAUGACAUCAUCAUACGGAGAGCGGACAAAGGAGGCGCCACAGUCAUUUGGGAGAAGAAGCGUGAGAAGGAGCAGAAGUUCAGAGGAACGGGACCCCACGAUAUUCCCCAUGCUCUUGUCUAG
Knipowitschia caucasica is the source of this 249-nucleotide messenger RNA. Lineage: Eukaryota; Metazoa; Chordata; Actinopteri; Gobiiformes; Gobiidae. The record is from the annotation of a GenBank genome assembly.